UCCCGGCCCUCCGUCCAGGAAGUGGCGGCGGGUCUCCCAGCGGGACUCAGGCUCGGGACCGGCGCGAUGCCUCUCUUCACCGCCAACCCGUUCGAGCAAGACGUGGAAAAGGUCACGAAUGAAUACAAUACCACAGAAGAUUGGAGUCUUAUUAUGGACAUAUGUGACAAGGUUGGAAGCACUCCGAAUGGAGCAAAAGAUUGCCUCAAAGCCAUAAUGAAAAGGGUAAAUCAUAAGGUUCCUCAUGUUGCUCUGCAGGCAUUAACUCUUCUUGGGGCUUGUGUGGCAAACUGUGGAAAGAUAUUUCAUUUAGAAGUAUGUUCCCGUGAUUUUGCAACAGAAGUACGUGCUGUGAUAAAAAAUAAGGCUCAUCCAAAAGUAUGUGAAAAGCUGAAAUCUUUAAUGGUGGAAUGGUCAGAAGAAUUUCAGAAGGAUCCCCAAUUUAGUCUAAUAUCUGCAACUAUUAAAUCUAUGAAAGAAGAAGGAGUUACUUUUCCUUCAGCAGGCUUUCAGACUGUCUCAGCUGCUGCCAGGAAUGGUACAUCAUUGAACAAAAACAAAGAAGAUGAAGACAUAGCUAAAGCUAUUGAAUUAUCAUUGCAAGAGCAGAAACAGCAACACAUAGAGACAAAAUCUUUAUAUCCAUCUGCAGAAAUUCAGUUAAAUAAUAAGGCUGUACGGAAAGUGAGAGCCCUGUAUGACUUUGAAGCUGCUGAGGACAAUGAACUCACCUUUAAACAGGGUGAAAUUGUUAUAGUUCUGGAUGACAGUGAUGCCAACUGGUGGAAAGGGGAAAAUCACAGAGGAAUAGGACUCUUCCCUUCAAAUUUUGUAACAACUAAUUUAAACAUAGAGUCUGAGGCAGCAACUGUGGACAAUGUAACUGAUGAUGAAGUAGAAGAAACUAAGAAAUCAGAGCCUGAGCCUGUUUAUAUAGAUGAGAGUAAAAUGGACAGAGCCCUGCAGGUACUCCAGAGUAUAGAUCCAACAGACUCAGAACUAGACUCCCAAGACCUCUUGGACUUAGAAGAUAUCUGCCAACAGAUGAGUCCAAUGAUAGAUGAAAAACUUGAAGAGAUUGAUAGGAGGCAUUCAGAAUUGUCUGAGUUGAAUGUAAAAGUCUUGGAAGCUCUGGAACUAUAUAACAAAUUGGUGAAUGAAGCACCAGUAUAUUCAGUCUAUUCAAAGCUCCAUCCUCCAACACAUUACCCAUCUACAUCAGCUGGGGUUCCAAUGCAGACAUAUCCAGUUCAGUCACAUGGUGGAAACUACCUGGGACAAAGCAUUCACCAAGUGUCUGUUGCCCAGAGCUAUAACCUAGGACAGGAUCCUGUGGGCUCGUUGAGAACUCUACCUCCAAAUGUGAGUUCCUCAGUCACAGUACACACUGUCCAAACUCCAUAUUUAAGCACUGGACAAGACACCCUUUCCAAUGCUUCUUACACGAACCAGAACUCUAAUCUUCCAUCAGCUACCGGUACAGCUGCUUACACACAGCCCAUGGGGAUGUCAGCAGAUAUGGUGUCUUACCAGAAUACCACGUCCAGUUUGCCCCAGCUGACUGGCUUUCCAGUGGCAGUUCCAGCCCCUUCAGUUGUACAGCCGCAAACAAAUUAUCAUCAGCAGCCUCUCCUUUAGAGACAAACCAAGAGUUUGCUUGAAGUCUUCAUAAGUGUAUCACUCAACCCAUGUGAUUGUAACCUGAAAACUUUGAAACUUCUUCCUCUGAAUUGAAAAGAACCAUGAAUAAAUAAAGCACAAAGACCCACCUGCUCUGAAGGCCGUAAAAGCUUUUAUGUCCAGUUAGUUUUGUUCUGCUUUCAAAUCUUUACAUAAAUCUGGGUGCUCAGUGAAUAGCUCUGUGACACUACAUGGUAUGAGACAGCAGUGUAGAAUUUUUUUCUUUAGAGAGUCCAUUGUUUUCCCCUAAGAUACGAGUUUUAGGAGCACUGAAGGCCUUUAAACAUUUUUAAAAAAUUUCCCACACACUAUUAUUUUAAAAGGCAAACAUCUUUUUGGGUAAGCAUUUAGCUUGCCAGCAUAUUUCCUUUUGGCUCCUUAAAUUACAGUUGUGUUUGCAGUCAGCUUUGCUCUCUGUGUUAUGUUGAGUAAUAAUUAGCAUAUAAUUGUCUGCAGAAGCAAGAGCAAUUUGGAAGGAACAAAAAUGUUUUCUGUUAUUAACAGUGAAAACCAUGUAAAUGCAGAUGUGUGACAAAGCAGUUAGCCAGUCCUCUCAACAGCAGCACCGACUGUGGGCUAUAGAAUGCUCCACAGAAUGUUUGCCUUCCCUAAGGAAAGACAUUUCCUCUUGUACAAGUGUCCCUGGUAUUUAGAAUUUCCACUGUUGACCUUUGCAAAUGACUUUGGCUGUUGUGUGAUGAAGGCACAGUCCAUUGGCUUUCCCUCUUACAGUGUGUGCAGGGCCCUGCAUUUCCUUCUUGGGGAUUAUCGGUGCAUGGAGCCAGGAGACAUUCUUCAGAAUCUAAGGUGAUAGAAACCCUAAUGGGGGAGAAGAGUGUUGUGGGCAUGUUACUUUCUUAAAGAAGUGGUUGAACCAUUGGUAAGCUGUCAUCGGUGCCAAGCUGCUGAAAAAUUGUGAGUUCCUUCAGAGGUAAUUCUGAGCCUCUGUCAUAACAGUUAGCCAGUGAUCUGAAAGAAGAGAGUGCACUUACAGGAAAGUGGUCAGGUGCCUUCUGAAGCUCAUGUUUUAAAUUAGUUUGUAGUACGAAAUCCCAUAUACUAUGGGAGUUUGUAGUAAAUCAGUAGGGCUUUUCUCUUAAAAUUUUGCACACUACUUUAUUAUCUACCAACUUCUUACAUAAUUCAGAAAUAGAAAGUACAGAUGCAUAUGCUUACAGAUACUUGAUAUUUAGACUAAGAAAAUUAUCUAAGCUUAAUUUUUAAAAGUUAAAAUUUUUGCAUGAGUCCAAGAUUUCUAUAUAUUUCUUUUUAAAACACAUAAUCUUUCUACUAAAAGUCUAUUUAAAGGCAAUUUGGAAAUGUUGUCAUUUAUCUUUUUACAGAUGUUCUUUUUUCCAAGAAAUGCUAUUCUAGAGUGCACUACUGUCUGCAGUGGUGAGCACAUGAAGAACAAGCAGUGUUUGCAGAUACAAGAGACUGAAAAGAGCGGUGCAGCCUUCUCUGCCUCAUUCUGGUUUUGUCCAGUGUUUUCCCUUCAGGUGAAUUCACUUAGAUGCUUACAAAAAAAAAAAAAACUUCAACAUGCACCUUGCAUUUGGAAACUACUUUUCUGUUUUAAAAAAUUAAGUAAAAAAAAAAAAAAUUCGAAAGCUGCUCUUGAUAAUAAUGUUUGUAUAUGUAGAAAAUCUUUUCCUUCCAAACUGUAUUUAAUAAAUUUAUUUUAAUGUUUCUGUAUUUCAUGUUUUAUUCUCAUUUAAAGUAUAAAAGCUUAAUUCAGUUGAAGUCUUUGUGUCAGUAUAAAUACUACAUACCUACUAAAUAGAGACCAGCUGAUAAAGUUCAGUUAAUGGAAUUGUGGAAUAAUAAAACAUGUGACGUGUAUAAAUAGUGUACAUUGGUAUCUCUGAAGGUUUAUACAUGCAGAAGUUUCUUCCUCUUAAAAAUAAUUUUCUGCAGGCCUGGUGGUGCACGUCUUUAAUCCCAGCAUUCAGGAGGCAGAGGCAGGUGGCUCUCUGUGAGUUCAAGGCCAGGCUGAUCUACAUAGUAAGCUGCAGGCAAGCUGGGGCUACAGGGAGACUCUAAAGAAAUCUGUGUUGCAAGGUAUAGAUAGCAUUAAAUAUAAAAUGGUGUCUGUAUUGAUCUGGUUUUAGUAUUAAUAAGAAAUGUAAGGAUAUAUUUUUUUAUUCUCGUGAUCUUAGGGACUAUAUUUAUUUUAAGAUGUUUUAUAAGUUAUUUAUUUUCUGCCAAAGGAAUAGUCUACCUUCAGAUUUCUACAUUGGGUUCAUACUUUUCUAACAAAAAUUUAAAAAUCAACCUGAUUUUUCAUAUGAAGUCUUUAUAUGAAAAAAAAUCCCUUAAAUAGAAUUAAUUUUAUUGAUGUAGAACAAUACUCUUGGACGUUAGAGUGGGACAUGUUUAUAUAGUUUGAAAAAUGUGUAGCCAACCAACAUUGUCUUUUUAUUUGGUAUUUUAUUUACAAAAUUACCUACACAUUAAUUCUCUUCAUCCCUUGGGAUUUGAAGAUGUGUUUGUCCAUUAUGCUAUUUCAGGUAGUUGGUAUUUGACUAACAAUUUCACUGUACACUGAAGAUGAUAAUAAAGUUUUAUCCAUAUUUUGAAAAAUUAUUGUAAAUGCUGUAAAACUGUGUCUGAUUUAGGGGUGUGAUUCAGUGACAGAGAAUGUGCACUUUGCAUUUGGAAGUCUCUGGGUUUGACCCCUAACAUUGCAAACGGGGAAAAUAAAGUGGCCUUAGGGACCUUUUUAAAAGCUCUUGUUGGUGAAAAAAUAAAUUUUAAUGUUCCUGA
This is a messenger RNA of Nannospalax galili (Upper Galilee mountains blind mole rat), 4446 nucleotides long. RefSeq names its product signal transducing adaptor molecule 2 (gene Stam2). The record is from RefSeq and is a predicted model, not a curated record. Gene Ontology annotation, biological process: signal transduction. Gene Ontology annotation, cellular component: endocytic vesicle. The coding region runs from base 67 to 1638 and encodes 523 amino acids. The transcript is spliced from 14 exons. Gene Ontology annotation, molecular function: ubiquitin binding; phosphatidylinositol binding. NCBI's taxonomy places the organism in Eukaryota, Metazoa, Chordata, Mammalia, Rodentia, Spalacidae.